Mercurialis annua (annual mercury) is the source of this 714-nucleotide messenger RNA. RefSeq names its product photosynthetic NDH subunit of subcomplex B 3, chloroplastic. Gene Ontology annotation, cellular component: mitochondrion. NCBI's taxonomy places the organism in Eukaryota, Viridiplantae, Streptophyta, Magnoliopsida, Malpighiales, Euphorbiaceae. The transcript has 6 exons. The coding region runs from base 1 to 516 and encodes 171 amino acids. Gene Ontology annotation, biological process: P450-containing electron transport chain. The record is from RefSeq and is a predicted model, not a curated record. Gene Ontology annotation, molecular function: 2 iron, 2 sulfur cluster binding.
AUGGCAGCCAUUAAUUUCAGCAUUGUAUCAAUACGGUUACCGGAUUUCUGUUCCGGUAGCGGAAAGACACAUCGGAGUUCCAUUACUCUUCAAAAAAGACCGCUCGCUGCGGCAGCAAGCUCAUCGGAAUAUCCUUCUUCGCCUUCCGUAACUGAACAGCCUGAAAUCGAGCUCGAAUUUAUUGCGCCGAAGGCAGGAAGUGACGGGAAGUAUACGGUGGAUAGAGCUAAGGCGAUAAGCGGAGAUAAAUUAUUGAGGAGUAUUAUGUUGGAUAACAAGUUAGAGCAAUACGGCGCGUAUGGGAAAGUGAUGAAUUGUGGAGGUGGUGGAAGCUGUGGAACCUGUAUUGUGGAGAUUUUAGAUGGAAAAGAUCUUUUGAAUGAGAGAACUAAUACGGAACUCCGUUAUUUGAAGAAGAAACCUGAAUCUUGGAGGCUCGCGUGUCAAACAAUAGUUGGCAAUAAAGAGAACUCUGGCAAGGUUGUGGUUCAAAGGCUACCCCAAUGGAAGAAAUGAACAUACAUAUAAAAGACGUCCGCAUCAAACGAGCAGCAGUAUAUUGAUUUUCGUGAAGUUAUGGUAAACUUUUGCUACAUUUCUUAGGUUACACUGCAAAUUUAUGUUGUCUGUGUUCAUAAUAUUCUUCUUGUAAUUCAAAAGGAAUAAAGCACAGUGCGUAUACAUGAGCACAUAAUAGAAAUGAUUUUUUUUUUA